Gossypium arboreum is the source of this 676-nucleotide messenger RNA. RefSeq lists its product as uncharacterized. The record is from RefSeq and is a predicted model, not a curated record. The transcript has 3 exons. Lineage: Eukaryota; Viridiplantae; Streptophyta; Magnoliopsida; Malvales; Malvaceae. Bases 89 to 412 code for a protein of 107 amino acids.
CUAACAGCUUAAUACCCCAACAAUUUUGUUCGCUGCUAGACAGAAAACCUAACAGCUCAGCCUUUUGUCUGCAAAAUCAAUCCUAAGUAUGGCAUUGAUGCAAUUUCUGAACCACACAAGAACGAUUCCUAUUUCAAAUCCAUAUGGAUUCUCGAGAUUCUUCUCCAAGUCCAGUCCUUUUAUUGUGAAAGUUGGAAUUCCAGAAUUUCUGAAUGGAGUAGGGCAUGGGGUUGAAACUCACGUAGCAAAGCUAGAAUCUGAGAUUGGUGACUUUCAGAAACUGCUCGUCACCCGCACUCUUAAGCUCAAGAAGAUUGGAAUUCCCUGCAAACAUAGGAAGCUGAUACUGAAAUAUGCCCACAAAUAUAGGCUGGGUUUGUGGAGGCCGAGAGCUGAACCAGUGAAGGUGUGAUAAAUAAGUUUUAUCCUUUGGGAGCUAUGCUAAGAUGGUGAUGUUAUUGUACCAAAGAAUGGUUUUAGGGCUCUAUUUGCAAUCAUUGGUCACCUUACUCCUUGUUUCAAUGGACAUGAAUUUAGUGGUUUAGGUUCAAAAAAUGGGGGAAAAAAGGAUAUCCAAUGGAUGGCACAUUGAAUUUAGUGAAGCAAAAUGUACUUUCUUGAUGUGUAGUCAUUUUAUCUCUUCUUAUGCCAUACACCCGCAAUUAGUGUUUUCAUA